Molecule: messenger RNA, 2126 nt
Organism: Rhagoletis pomonella (apple maggot)
Lineage: Eukaryota; Metazoa; Arthropoda; Insecta; Diptera; Tephritidae
Product: cGMP-dependent protein kinase, isozyme 1-like
Biological process (GO): protein phosphorylation
Molecular function (GO): cGMP-dependent protein kinase activity; ATP binding; protein binding
Source: RefSeq, a predicted model, not a curated record
ACGGAGGUAUCUGUACUCUUCCCACCUCCUUCGCCAACGAACGAGCAGACUUGAAAGCAAGACUUGACGUGUCUGAGAGGGGACUUAUGUUGAGAGCCAUUUGGUGGAUAAAGUGUGUUUGUGGCCGCAUAUUAACAAAACUAAUGUUUAUUAUAUACAAAUUGCAUAAGUCUACUAUAAAAUCUAUGCAUUUGUAUAUGAAUUCGCAUACGUUUUGUUUUCAUCGGACAAGAAUAAACAUAAUUAUAAUAAACGAACAACUUGACGAAGGUUUGCCAACUUGCCUACACACGGCUUAUUUACCACCAACUUCUAGCGGUUGGCCAACUGAUUGUCCGAUAAAUCGAACCGUGUGUAGGGCCUUUCACGACACUAAAAAAGAGAAGCAAAGAAAAUAACAAAUUAAUUCAAAACAAAUUGGAAGAAAGAGAAGACUACUGCAAAAUGGAAUGAACAAUAAUCGAACGAAAAUCAACAAUUUACAAAAUCAGAAACAAAAGCGUUCAGCGACAAAGUGGUAGCAAAUUUUUUUCAAGCGAAGCAAUAGCAAUACACAAGUGUAUAAAACGCAAAAGGGGAUUAUAAAAUAUACAUUACAUUCCAAAUAGCAAUAAUAAAGAAACUACGAAUUGCGACAAAAUAGAAAUACGAUAGAAGUGAAUAAAGAAGCAGUGACUACAGAACUUCCAAAUACAGAAAAUUUUAUUGCAGUGCAGGGAAAAAUACAACAUUAAUAAUACGCAUAACACAUUUUUCAUGCAAAGCAAUUGACGCGAUUUCAUAAAAAAAAAUCGUGGAAAAAGUGAAAGUGCAAUAAAGUUGAAUAAUUUGGUUAAAGUACCAACAGCGGCUCCUCAUAGCAAUACCUUCAAUUGUCGUAUUUCUUGUUUUCAGCUGAAAAGGGCAAAACCAAGCAGAAAAAAUUAUGGCUGCUUCAGGAUAUCAACUGAAUUUCAAUCAGGAUUUUACUUCGAUUUCCGUUUUGGAUGGUAGCGAUGGCUUUCGCAUUUUCUCCAUCAAUAGUUGUGACAAGGUUGAGGAAAUCUACGCCAGAGAUUCGGAGCAUAUCAUUUUGAUCGAGCGCCUAUUCAAUAGCUCCCUUGUGGUGAUGGUCACUGCCGAGAAACCGCACUGCUUGCAAAUGUUGCACUUCAAGAAGAAUCAGAAAAUCUGCAAUUGUGUCUACCCUACGAAUAUACUCAGCAUACGCAUGAAUCGUACGCGUUUGAUUGCCUGUCUAGCGGAGAGCAUACACAUUCACGACAUACGCGACAUGAAGAUGCUCUAUGCCAUUGAGAAUAUUGCACCCAACGAGCUGGGCUUGUGUUCCCUAUCGCUAAACUCGCACUUAGCCUUUCCCAUCUGCAGUACCAGCGGUGAGCUGCGUCUCUACAAUGCAUCCAAACUGAAGUCAGGCAUCACAAUUCGGGCGCAUGAAAGUCGUUUGUCGGCAUUGAAUUUCUCACCUAGCGGCCAACUGCUGGCGACCGCCUCGGAGCGUGGCACUGUGAUACGUGUGUUCUGUGUGAAGACUGGUCAGCGCGUGCAGGAGUUUAGACGCGGCGUGAAACGUUGCGUACGCAUAGCAUCGCUGGUAUUUUCGGUUAAUGGACAAUUUCUCUGUGUCACCUCGAAUACAGAGACCGUGCAUGUAUUCAAAAUCGAUGAAAAAGCUGUGAUGACGGCGCUAGAGGCUGACGCUUUGAAAGCGUCAAAUACUGCUGCAGCUGCUAAACAAUUGGAAAAGCAGUCGACGCAGCCGGGCAAAAGUGAAGCGCAAAUUGAAAAUGCUGUAGCGCCAGCUGCUGAUGCAUCGCUUGUCUCCACAUCGCCGGGCGCCUCGGGUAGCGGCUGGUCCGAUUACUUUUCGAAGGCUGUAUCCUCAUAUCUCUUGCCAACGCAAGUGAGCGAUGUGCUCGCGCAGGAUCGCGCCUUCGCUACGGCGGUCAUAGCACAGCCUGGCAUGCGUCACAUUUGUGGACUGACAUACGUGCAGAAGCAAUUGAAGGUGUUGAUCGCCAGCGAGGAGGGUUUCCUCUACAUUCACGAAUUCAAUGCGGAACGUGGUGGCGCUUGCAAAUUGGAAGCGGUACAUGAUCUACGCGGUGCGCUAGACGGUGUCGUAG